Loxodonta africana (African savanna elephant) is the source of this 2917-nucleotide messenger RNA. RefSeq names its product parathyroid hormone 1 receptor (gene PTH1R). The record is from RefSeq and is a predicted model, not a curated record. Gene Ontology annotation, cellular component: plasma membrane. Gene Ontology annotation, molecular function: G protein-coupled peptide receptor activity; parathyroid hormone receptor activity; peptide hormone binding. Gene Ontology annotation, biological process: intracellular calcium ion homeostasis; cell surface receptor signaling pathway; adenylate cyclase-activating G protein-coupled receptor signaling pathway. The transcript has 14 exons. The coding region runs from base 7 to 1776 and encodes 589 amino acids. Lineage: Eukaryota; Metazoa; Chordata; Mammalia; Proboscidea; Elephantidae.
GUGGCGAUGGGGGCCGCCCGGAUCGCGCCCGGCCUGGCGCUCCUGCUCUGCUGCCCGGUGCUCAGCUCCGCAUACGCGCUGGUGGAUGCGGAUGACGUCAUGACCAAGGAGGAACAGAUCUUCCUGCUGCACCGAGCCCAGGCCCAGUGUGAGAAGCGGCUCAAGGAAGUCCAACUGAGGCCAGCCAGCAUAAUGGAGUCAGACAAGGGAUGGACCUCUGCGUCCACCUCAGGGAAGCCCAGGAAAGACAAGGCAUCUGGGAAGCUCUACCCGGAGUCCGAGGAGGACCAGGAGGUGCCCAGUGGCAGUAGGCCCCAAGGGCGUCCCUGCCUGCCUGAGUGGGACCACAUCCUGUGCUGGCCUCUGGGGGCACCAGGUGAGGUGGUGGCUGUGCCCUGUCCUGACUACAUUUAUGACUUCAAUCACAAAGGCCAUGCCUACCGACGCUGUGACCGCAAUGGCAGCUGGGAGCUGGUACCUGGGCACAACAGAACAUGGGCCAACUACAGCGAGUGCGUCAAGUUCCUGACCAAUGAGACUCGUGAACGGGAGGUGUUUGACCGCCUGGGCAUGAUCUACACUGUGGGCUACUCCGUGUCGCUGGCCUCCCUCACCGUGGCGGUGCUCAUCCUGGCCUACUUUAGGAGGCUGCACUGCACGCGCAACUACAUCCACAUGCACCUGUUCCUGUCCUUCAUGCUGCGCGCAGUGAGCAUCUUCGUCAAGGACGCGGUGCUCUAUUCGGGCACCGCGCUUGACGAGGCGGAGCGCCUCACCGAGGAAGAGCUGCGCGCCAUCGCCCAGGCCCCGCCGCCGCUCUCUGCCGCUGCCGGCUACGCGGGCUGCCGGGUGGCGGUGACCUUCUUUCUUUACUUCUUGGCCACCAACUACUACUGGAUUCUGGUGGAGGGGUUGUACCUGCACAGUCUCAUCUUCAUGGCCUUCUUCUCAGAGAAGAAGUACCUAUGGGGCUUCACAGUCUUCGGCUGGGGUCUGCCCGCCAUCUUCGUGGCCGUGUGGGUCAGUGUGAGAGCCACCCUGGCCAACACCGGGUGCUGGGACUUGAGCUCUGGGAACAAGAAGUGGAUCAUCCAGGUGCCCAUUCUGGCCUCCAUUGUGCUCAACUUCAUCCUCUUCAUCAACAUCGUCCGGGUGCUUGCCACCAAGCUGCGGGAGACCAAUGCCGGCCGGUGUGACACGCGGCAGCAGUACCGGAAGCUGCUCAAAUCCACACUGGUGCUCAUGCCGCUCUUCGGUGUCCACUACAUCGUCUUCAUGGCCACGCCGUACACCGAGGUCUCAGGGACGCUCUGGCAAAUCCAGAUGCACUACGAGAUGCUCUUCAACUCCUUCCAGGGAUUUUUUGUCGCCAUCAUAUACUGUUUCUGCAAUGGCGAGGUUCAGGCUGAGAUCAAGAAGUCUUGGAGCCGCUGGACACUGGCAUUGGACUUCAAGCGGAAGGCACGCAGUGGGAGCAGCAGUUACAGCUAUGGCCCGAUGGUGUCACACACGAGUGUGACCAAUGUAGGCCCCCGCGCGGGACUCGGCCUGCCCCUCAGCCCCCGCCUUCUGCCCGCUGCUACCACCAACGGCCACCCCCAGCUGCCCAGCCACACCAAGCCAGCGGCCCCAGCUCUGGAGACCACAGCACCUGCCAUGGCCGCUCCCAAGGACAAUGGGCUCCUCAAUGGCUCCUGCUCAGGGCUGGACGAGGAGGCCUCUGGACCUGAGCGGCCUCCCGCCCUGCUGCAGGAGGAAUGGGAGACAGUCAUGUGACCGGGGAUCUGGGGGUUGGACCUGCGGACACAAGGGCAGAUAGACAGGUGGACCAAGAGACAGGUGGUUGGACAGUUGCCCACUCAGGGCUGGAGCCAGGAGGAAUAAGUGGAAAAAAAAAAAAAAGGAAAAGGAAGCAGUGUGUGGCUUCCUGUGGUCUGAGAGGGGACUCAUCCCAGGAGGAGAGGGGACUGGGAGUCAUGGGAGAGUCUUGGGGAGGGGGCACAGUCCAGCAGAAGAGGCCUGGGAGGCGCUGCGUUCAGGGCCCAGAGAGGUUCAAGUUUGCAGGGUCACAGCGGCCGAGGGCAGCCAUGCAGGAAUCAGGCCUCAUCAUUUCUCUGCCACCCAUUGCCACCUCGGCCGCUUACCACACUCAUACCCAGGCCUCACAAGGGACCCAGGCUGCCCUUGGCCUGGGCUCCUGGUCCAAGCCCUCCGCCUACUGGCCUCAAUCACUGUCCCCCCAGGAUCCCUCACCCCACAAGCCUGAGGCCCUACCACAGAGUGAGCCCUUCCCUGGCUGCCUGGUGCCCACACUGUGCCCCUUGGAGGCUGGGGCCACUCAGGGAGCCCUCUAUGUGUGAUUUCCAGCCUCCACCCUGGACCUGACACACCUCCAGUAACCAGAGAGAGGGUGUGGAGGUUGUCCAGGGGCAGCACGUCAAAGGUGGGCUGAGGUCUCUGCCCUGGCUUGGGAACUGUGGGUGCUGCAGGGUUGGGUGUGCAGGCAGGUCCACUCACUAGGUACUGGGCAUCGCCACCCAGUAUCUGCCUACCAUCUUACUCACCCGCCCUUGAACGCUUCCCUCCAUAGCCUUAAGCCACUUGUGAGGCCUGGAAUGGGACAGCCCCUCAGCCUGACUCCCUGAGGACUGAUCCAGCUAGAUCACCACCCCAAGAUUUGGCCAGAACAAGUUUCUUGCUCAUGCCCCAAGGCUGGUGCCUCUGUCUGGCCCUCCCUGCCCCUCAUCUCCAGCUCAUACUGCCUGCUCUUCUUGGACACAGCAUCCAGGAAGUGCUCCCCAUCUCCAUUGGGCCCCUGUCCCCACCCCCAAUAACGUGGGUGAGGGGCCAUGAGGCCCAGGACGACAAAUUUGCAUAGGCAAUGCGUCCAGCCCCAGCUGCCCUUCCAUGUGGCCGG